AUGUCUUUCUUUUUACUUUCUUUCUUUCUUUUUACUUUAUUUCUUUCUUUCUUUUUACUUUCUUUUUUUACUUUCUUUUUACUUUCUUUCUUUCUUUUUACUUUAUUUCUUUCUUUUUUUUACUUUCUUUUUACUUUCUUUCUUUUUUUCUUUUUUCUUUUUUUACUUUUUUUUUUCUUUUUUCUUUUUCUUUCUUUUUUUUUUUCUUUCUUUUUACUUUCUUUCUUUUUUUUUCUUUCUUUUUUUUUUUUUUACUUUUCUUUUUUUUUUUCUUUUUCUUUUUUUUUUUUUUCUUUUUUUACUUUUUUCUUUCUUUCUUUUACUUUUCUUUUCUUUUCUUUUUUUUUUUUCUUUUUUUUUUUUUUUUUUUUUACUUUCUUUCUUUCUUUUUUACUUUCUUUUUUUCUUUUUUCUUUUUUUUUUUCUUUUUUUUUUACUUUUUUCUUUUACUUUUUUUUCUUUUUACUUUUUUUUUUCUUUUACUUUCUUUCUUUUUUUUACUUUCUUUCUUUCUUUUUACUUUCUUUCUUUUUCUUUUUUUUUUUACUUUCUUUUUUUUUUUUCUUUUUUUUCUUUUUUUACUUUCUUUUUUUUUCUUUUUUUCUUUUUUUCUUUUUCUUUCUUUCUUUUUUACUUUCUUUUUUACUUUCUUUCUUUUUUUUUCUUUCUUUUUUACUUUCUUUCUUUUUACUUUCUUUUUUUUUCUUUCUUUUUUACUUUUCUUUUUCUUUUCUUUUUCUUUCUUUUUACUUUCUUUCUUUCUUUUUCUUUCUUUCUUUUACUUUUCUUUUCUUUCUUUCUUUUUGCUUUCUUUUUUCUUUCUUUCUUUUUUACUUUCUUUCUUUCUUUUUUCUUUCUUUUUACUUUCUUUCUUUCUUUCUUUCUUACUUCUUUCUUUCUUUCUUUUUACUUUCUUUCUUUUUACUUUCUUUCUUUUUACUUUCUUUCUUUUUACUUUCUUUCUUUCUUUUACUUUUUUCUUUUCUUUCUUUCUUUUUUUUCUUUCUUUUUCUUUCUUUUUUUACUUUCUUUCUUUUUACUUUCUUUCUUUUUACUUUCUUUCUUUCUUUUUCUUUCUUUUUACUUUCUUUUUACUUUCUUUCUUUUUCCUUUCUUUUUCCUUUUUCCUUUCUUUUUCUUUCUUUUUUCUUUUUUCUUUCUUAUUUUACUUUAUUUCUUUCUUUUUUUACUUUUUUUUUAUUUUCUUUUUUACUUUUCUUUUCUUUUUUCUUUUUUUUUUCUUUUUUUUUUCUUUUUUCUUUCUUUUUUUUUCUUUUUUACUUUCUUUCUUUCUUUUUUUUCUUUUUCUUUCUUUCUUUUUACUUUCUUUUUACUUUCUUUCUUUCUUUUUACUUUCUUUCUUUCUUUUUACUUUCUUUUUACUUUCUUUCUUUCUUUUUACUUUCUUUUUUUUUACUUUCUUUUUACUUUCUUUUUUCUUUCUUUCUUUUUACUUUCUUUCUUUCUUUCUUUUUACUUUCUUUUUACUUUCUUUUUUACUUUUUUAUUUUCUUCUUUCUUUUUAUUUUCUUCUUUCUUGCUUCCCAGAUAACUACAAUCUUCAAAAAUUUAAAUGCAAUUUCUGUAUUUCUUACUUUCUUUCUUUUUCUUCUUUUGACCUUUUUAUCUUCUUUUUUUGUCAUUGUUUCUCUCUUAACCUCUUUCUCUCUUAACCUCUUUCUCUCAUUGACCCUUUCUUUUCCCCCUUUUCUCUUUUUAGUUUAUUCUUUUUCCUUCUUUUCUCUGUUUCUUUCUUUACCUCCUUUUCUAUCACUUUUUCUUUUUUUUCCCCCGUUUUCUUUCUCAUUCCUUUUCCCCUUUUUCUCUUUCCUUUUUUCUUUGCCUCCUUUUUCUAUUUCCUUUCUUCUUUGCCUCCUUUUUCUCUUUCCUUUCUUCUUUGCCUCCUUUUUCUCUUUCUUUUCUUCUUUGCCUCCUUUUUCUCUUUCUUUUCUUCUUUGCCUCCUUUUUCUCUUUCCUUUCUUCUUUGCCUCCUUUUUCUCUUUCCUUUCUUCUUUGCCUCCUUUUUCUCUUUCCUUUCUUCUUUGCCUCCUUUUUCUUUCUUUCUUCUUUUCCUUUUUCUUUCCUUUCUUCUUUUUUUUCUCCUUUCUUCUUUGCCUCCUUUUUCUCUUUCCUUUCUUCUUUUGCCUUUUUUCUCUUUCUUUUUCUUCUUUGCCUUUUUCUCUUUCUUUUCUUCUUUGCCUCCUUUUUCUCUUUCCUUUCUUCUUUGCCUCCUUUUUCUCUUUCUUUUCUUCUUUGCCUCCUUUUUCUCUUUCUUUUCUUCUUUGCCUCCUUUUUCUCUUUCCUUUCUUCUUUUGCCUCCUUUUCUCUUUCUUUUUCUUCUUUGCCUCCUUUUCCUUUUUCUUCUUUUCCUUUUUUCUUUCUUUUCUUCUUUGCCUCCUUUUUCUCUUUCUUUUCUUCUUUGCCUCCUUUUUCUCUUUCCUUUCUUCUUUGCAUCCUUUCUUUGAUUUCUUCUUAUUUCUCUCACUUUCUCUUUCUUUUCACUUUUUUAUUUUUCUCUCUUUACUUUUUCUACUCUGCCUGCUCCUCCUUAUUCAAACUACUUCUCUUUUAUACUAUUUCUUAUUUCUCUUCUUCCUCUCCCCACUCAUUUUUUUCUGUAAACCUCUUUUUCUGUUUUUCUAUUCCCUUCUCAUUUAUUCUUAUUUAUUUUCUCUUUACUUCAUUCCAUUUUCUUUCUCUGUUUUUCUUUCAGUUUCAACCUUAACCUCUUUCUUUAAUAUUUAUUCCCUUGUUUUUUUUUCCAUUUCUUUCUUUUUUCUCUUUUUUUCACUUCACUUUAUUUGUUUCUAUUUUCUCUCCUUCCACUACCUCUAUACCAUCCUUCCUUUUCCCUUUCAUCCUAUCUGUGUCACUCUCUCACUCACUCUUCACAACACCAAACUCUCCAAUGACCUUUAUUCUUCACCUUCUCUUUCAUUCCUUAUUUUCUUUCUCCAAAUUGAAUCCAACAACAAAAGAAUUACAUCCAAUGACAAACGCUAG
Messenger RNA from Acanthosepion pharaonis, 3003 nucleotides. Lineage: Eukaryota; Metazoa; Mollusca; Cephalopoda; Sepiida; Sepiidae. The record is from the annotation of a GenBank genome assembly.